AAUCACCAUCAUUACAACAUUCAAGAAGAGACGCCGAAAUCUCCAUCAACAACAACAAUAUAAAGAUAACUGAACAUGCUAAAAGUCCUUCAACUUUUGAUUCGCCGUCGUUUUACUGUGAAAACAAUGUUAUCUUAUACAAAAGUGGUUUAUUUCAACAAAAUAAAGUGGACAUGUGUAUACUUUGUCAAAAAUGUCACGGCGCUCUUUACAAGGAAUCUAUUCCUAAGUUUUCAGCUGCCAAUAAUAUGUGGUUAGGUGAUAUACCUGCUGAAUUACAGGAAUUGACAAUUCCAGAAGAAAAGUUAAUAUCACUUUAUCGUCAUAAUAGCUCAUUAUACUGGCUGAAAAAAUACAAUGUACUUUAUCAAAACGUCAACAUAAAUCUCGAAAAUAUUGCUCAAUUACCUGAAGACGAUGUACCAGAAUGUAUUAUGUCAACAUUAGAACAGAAGUUAGGUGAUGAAGAUAUUCAAUCUGGAAGGACUGGAUAUGCUCCUGAUCCAUUAUCUGAUCCAACAGAACAUACUACUGCAGAUACUAUUCCAAUUAGUAACAGGUGA
Molecule: messenger RNA, 563 nt
Organism: Rotaria sp. Silwood1
Lineage: Eukaryota; Metazoa; Rotifera; Eurotatoria; Philodinida; Philodinidae
Source: the annotation of a GenBank genome assembly